GAGAGAGAGAGAGAGAGGAGGGCUGGUGUUAGACAGGUAGACAGGGUUAAACCAGCCGGUACUGCUGCCAAGGUAACACACAGUCAGCCCUGUCAAACAAGACGGAGAGAAAGGAAUUGGAGACGCUGAAGCAGCAUGGAUUUAUCAGCAGGUCAGGAGUGGUACGGCAGCCCAGCUGACACAUCAGAGCUGCGCCUGAUCCUGGUGGGCAACAUUGGCUGUGGUAAAACCCUGACAGCAGACACUCUCCUGGGCCAGAGCUCCUCAGCAAGCAAUCUGAACCAGUCUAGACUCUGUGAAGUGCGGCGAGGUUUAUCAGAAGGCCGCCAGCUGACCGUGGUGGAGACCCCCCGCUGGUACUGGAGUGGUCAGAACCUCGAGUCCAGCGUUCAAAGGGAAUCCGAGAGGGCCCUCAGCCUAGCUGCUCCAGGCCCACAUGCCUUCCUCAUCCUGGUGCCCGUGGGCCAGUUUACCGAGAUGGAGAUGCACAUGCCUGCACAGCUGGAGCGGGUGUUUGGGACGGGGGUACUGGACCACACCCUGGUGCUGCUCACAUGUGGAGAUUACCUGAUGGGUCGUGAUGAGGAAAAGUACAUGAGGCAGGAUGAGCCGCAGCUAAAGGCUAUGGUGGACAGCUGUGGAGGACGCUGGCAUGUCAUUAAUAAUCGCCAGCCUCAGAAGAGACAGCAGGUCGCGUCUCUGCUGGAGAAGGUGGAGCAGCUGGCGCACAACAGGGGUGGCUGUUACCUGCAGAGUGCUCUGCAGAGAGAGGUGGAGGCACGUGUCCGGGAGAAGGAGCGAGAGUUCCAGAGGAGAUACAGCUUCCGAGGGGAAAAGAGUGUGGAGAAGACUCAAAGCCCACUGGCCCAGUUGGCACAGAACAAAGCCAGGACUGAGAUACUUCAAAGCAGGAGUGGAGAAAAUACGGAAGAGAGGGUGACAUCUCAGAAGAUGAGCAAUGGCCUUCAUACACAGCCGCCACCAGCACCAAUUCAACAGGACACUCGAUCUGGACAGAAGAGUUCCAGUUUCAAACUGAGUAAAGAGGGAGCCAUCCUCAGUCAGAUGUCACAAGAGACAAACGUCAAAGUAAACCAGAACAACCUGAACUUCAUAAACACCAUCCAUCAUCGCAUCACCUCACCUGGUGACCCCAGCUCCACUUUAAUCUCUGCCUCAUCACCAUCCACCUUCUCAUCCAACGGUCACUCCUCUUCUUCAGAGCUGAGACUGGUCCUGCUGGGUCACAGCCGGUCCGGAAAGAGCACUGCUGGGAAUGCCAUACUGGGUCGUGAGGAGUUUAAAGUGCGAGGGAACGUCACUGAGGCCACCACAAAACAAUGUGUUAAAGGAACAGCUGUAUUCACCGAUAAACAAGUCACAGUGGUGGACACUCCAGACUGGUUCUGGUCCUCCUGUUCUCCAGAGGAGCUGCAGGCCAAUCUGUCCUCCUGCACAGUCCUGUGCAGCCCAGGCCCUCAUGCUUUCCUGCUGUGUGUGCCAGUCACAUAUCCUGGUCACCACAUCCUGCGGGGCCUGAGUGCUGUAGAGGCUGUGUUUGGCCCUGACGCCAUCCAGAAAAAUACCUUGGUCCUCUUCACUCACUCUGACCUGCUGAGCAAAGUAACGGUGGAGGAAUACAUUGUGGAAAAGCGUCCUGAAAUGCUGGAGCUGGUGGAGAAGUGCGGGGACAGGUACCACGUGCUGGAACGAGGGAAGAUGGGAGGAAAAGAGCAAGGUAAUGCGAUGCAGCUUCUGGAGAAGGUGGAGCAGUUGGUGAAGGAGAGCGGAGGGAGUUGCUACGACCUCCAGCAGAAACAGAGGACAAAUCCAUUGCUGAAAGAAGGUGGAGAAGAUGGAGGACAUGCGGAUGAGGUAGAUCGAUCCAUCUCGACCACUCUCCAUUCGCUCAAGGAGGUAGAGGAGGAUGAGGUAGAGGUAAAUAAAGGUGUGAAGCCGCAGGAAUCCGUGCCCUCGGCCUCAGCCUCGUCCUCUCGGCUUGGCUCUGUGCUCAGUUUUCUUGGAGGGAAGGUGGCAGCUGGUGCCAAACGUGUACCAAAGCUGACAGCAGGAGGAGCUCUGCUAGGAGGAGCAAUGGGACUGUUUUUUGGAGGACCAGCGGGAGGCGCUGUAGGCGCUGCGGCAGGAUCAGUAGCCGCAGAGGUUGGGAGGAGAAAAUACAGCAAAAGCAAAAUGGAAUGAUGAUUAGUUGAUUAAUCACUAUUCGCUAUUCAUACUGGAAAUUUAGAAGCAUUAUAUGAAUCAUUGAUACAGGGAACAUGAUUGAUCUAUCUAUGCUCCGCCCACUAACAAUGCUGUCUAAUCCCCCUCCAACCUGAAUAGAAUGUGUCAAUUUAGUAUGUGUUACUACUGACAAAUUAUAUUUAUUUAUUUUGUGUAUAUAAAUAAAUAAACAGGGUGUAAUUGUUAUUUUUUAUUAUUCAUGUACACUA
Messenger RNA from Astyanax mexicanus (Mexican tetra), 2453 nucleotides. RefSeq lists its product as uncharacterized. The record is from RefSeq and is a predicted model, not a curated record. NCBI's taxonomy places the organism in Eukaryota, Metazoa, Chordata, Actinopteri, Characiformes, Acestrorhamphidae. Bases 136 to 2202 code for a protein of 688 amino acids. The transcript is spliced from 6 exons. Gene Ontology annotation, molecular function: GTP binding.